Molecule: messenger RNA, 1981 nt
Organism: Carassius carassius (crucian carp)
Lineage: Eukaryota; Metazoa; Chordata; Actinopteri; Cypriniformes; Cyprinidae
Product: carcinoembryonic antigen-related cell adhesion molecule 1-like
Exons: 6
Coding region: 458-1981 (507 amino acids)
Source: RefSeq, a predicted model, not a curated record
CUGGAAAAGUUUAACAACAGCUCCAUCUGCUGUAGUGACUCUGCUGUGGAGUCUUGUCAUUCAGAAUGAAAUAAGGUCUCUUCCUUUCUUCCUGGAGAAACUCACGCGCAGUUCUGUCUCAUUCCCGCGAAACGAGGAAGUACACCUGUGCCUUUACUGCGAUGACGCGGUCCCAACGUUAUUAAUAUCGUAGCCUAAAUCUAGUUAAGUUUUUUAUUUAAUCAAAUGCUGUAUACAUGUGACGCUGUAGGAUACUGUGUUUUACUACCUCGACGUUAAAUUUCCGAAAACUACAACGACAACGAGUAUUUCCUCCUCCAAUCUCCGACUUUAACUCCGUCAGGUGUUACUCUCGGUUUAAUUUCUGUCGGUAAAGGCGUUGUUUUUGACAGUUGAUCAACUUCAGCUUUUAUCUCCACAUAAAAUGCAUUAUUAUCUCAGAAGGACAGCGCAGUAAAUGAAUUAUUUUUGGAUGACAGUGAUUUUGCUCAUGACUGGUGCAUCCGCUGUGAAGAUAGAUGUUUCAGUGAUGGAGGGAGAUUCAGUCACUCUACACACUGAUGUUACAAAAACCAAAGACAACAAAGUGCAAUGGUAUUAUAAUGGUGUUCGCAUCGCUCGAAUCACUGGAGAUCCCAGUAAGACCUGCACAGAUGUUCAGUGUAAUGAAGAUACUGAGAGAUUCAGAGACAGACUGCAUCUGGAUCAUCAGACUGGAUCUCUGACCAUCAUGAACAUCACAAACACUGACUCUGGAUUUUAUAAACUGCAGAUAAUCAUCACCGGCAGCAGCAGCAGUGACAAGAUCUUCAAUGUUACUGUCCAUGUUGCAUCUGGAGCUGGUGCAGAUGGAGAGUCAGUGUCUGUGAUGGAGGGAGAUUCAGUCACACUAUACACUGGUGUUAAAACAAACCAACAAGAAGAUAUAAAAUGGUAUUUUUAUGACACUCGCAUCGCUCAAAUCACUGGAGAUCUCAGUCAUAUCUGUACAGAUGUUCAGUGUAAUGAAGGCACUGAGAGAUUCAGAGACAGACUGAAGCUGGAUCAUCAGACUGGAUCUCUGACCAUCAUGAACAUCACAAACACAGACUCUGGACUUUAUGAAUUAAAGAUCAUCAGCUUCAGAAGAAGCAGUGAAAAGACCUUUAGUGUUACUUUUCAUGAUGUUCCUGCUGCUGAACGAGAUGAGAUGAAGAGAAAGUCAGUGAAGGAGGGAGAAUCUGUCAAAUUAGUUCCUGUUGUAGUAAAAAACCCAAAUGAUUUGAUGAAGUGGUAUUUUAAUGACAGUUGCAUUGCUGUUGUCAACGGAGAUCAGAGUAAGAUCUGUACAGAUGUUCAGUGGGAUGAGAGACUGAAGCUGGAUCAUCAGACUGGAUCUCUGACCAUCAUGAACACCAGAACCACAGACUCUGGAGAAUAUCAACUACAGAUCAACAGCAGCAGAUUCAGCAUCAUAAAGAGCUUUAGUAUUUAUGUCACUGGUGUUCCUGCUGUUGAACGAGAUGAAGUGACAAAGUCAGUGAAGGAGGGAGAAUCUGUCACUUUGGAUCCUGCCGUAGGAAGAAAAGCAUAUAAUGUGAUGACAUGGUAUUUUAAUGACAUUGUCAUCACUGAAAUCACUGGAGAUCAGAGUAAGAUCUGUUCAGAUGAUGAGUGUAAAGAGAGAUUCAGAGACAGACUGAAGCUGGAUCAUCAGACUGGAUCUCUGACCAUCAUGAACACCAGAAACACAGACUCUGGAGAAUAUAAACUAGUGAUAGUCAGCAGCAGAUUCAGUAUUCACCGUCGUCGUCGUAGUAUUGGUGUCACCAGUGUUAAAAGAUUCAGUGUUUCAGUCAUUGAAUUAGGUUUGUCUUCUGGGGCUAUUGCAGGAAUAGUUCUUGCUGGUCUGUUUGUGGCUGCUGUUGCUGUGGUUUACAUGAACAGAAUACGGUCUCAGAGAGUAAGUAUUACAGUUGAUUUAACAAGAUAUGUGAUUUAA